Molecule: messenger RNA, 2372 nt
Organism: Trematosphaeria pertusa
Lineage: Eukaryota; Fungi; Ascomycota; Dothideomycetes; Pleosporales; Trematosphaeriaceae
Exons: 1
Coding region: 1-2265 (754 amino acids)
Source: RefSeq, a predicted model, not a curated record
AUGGAUACUUCGACCUACCAGGACAGGCCGAGGCUGGGUCAUUGCGAGUUCCUGGAGGUGGAUGAAGACGAACUGGACACGUCGAAUCUACAGGCACAUGUCGUCACACCGUCCGCGAGGCAAAAACUUCUCUUCGACCAGAAUCCCUGCAACCCCUCUUCUGUUGGGUCCUCCUCCUCCAACACCCGUUCUGUCGAUGCCGAAACUCUCAUCUCAGACCUCGGCCGCCUAGCUCCGUCUGUCGCAAAGGACUUCGUCCCCAAGGCCUCCGCGGAAAGAGACCUGGUCUUUAGGCUCAUCAACGAUGUCGACUUCCAGGGCGAUGAGGAGAGCUACAUAACAAUGAGCUAUGUGUGGCAGAAGGUGCAGAGAGAUGCUCCGCGGAAGAUGGUCAGCCCGGUGGGAGACCUGCCGUUUGGAUGGGUGACUACGGUGGAACAGUUCCCGCUCCCGACCAGUAAGGGGAUGUUCUUGGGUAUACUAGAGGAGAGGGAAGAGAACGAGGGGUUGUGGUUUGACCAGGUUUGCAUCAAUCAAGAAGACGACGAGGAGAAAGCAAUUGCUGUUGGUGCAAUCGACACCAUCUACAGGAACGCGCGCCAGGUCAUCGUGGCCUUAGACGAUAUCGCCGCGACCGAGCACGAAGUGUUAUUCCUCCGGCACUACAUUCCACAGUACGAAGCUUCAGACCUGCCGCUGAAUUCACACCCAAAUCGAGGUCUGACUCCGCCGUUCAUGCAGAAGUACGCCUCUUUCCGAUCCUUCCUCGAGAGGAUACUGAAUUCGAUGUGGUUCGAGCGAGCGUGGUGCGCCCACGAGAUGAGGACGGGACGGAAUCAUAUUUUUCUCGUUCCUUGCGUAUCGGGCGAGGGGGACGAAGAACACACGUUGAUCCGAGUCACAGACGCAUUCUUCCUGCACAUGCUGGUCCUCGCCAGUGAGCUUAAGAAUAUCACCUCGACGCAACAAACCCAGAUCCGAUCUCUCCUGGAACACUUCGGUCGGGCAUCGCUGAGGGAAGAGCAAGACACGCUCGCUCUACAGAGGCAUGAGAGUAUCAUACCUUCCAUACCCGAGCCGAUACCCUACAUACCUUUAGUUGCAGAAAUCUUUCGUAUGAAGGCAGGCGGGAACCCGCGGCUACCAGAACACCUGAGGCGAUUAGACGCGAACCGAGACAAAACCUCUAUUGCAUUGAAUGCCUCGGGGCUCCCUCUCGCAUUGAAACCUCCUUCGCCGCUCCAACGUCCCGCUACUGAAGAUGAAUGUCUUCGCCGGCUCCUUCUAGUAGGCCUAGCAGCAAGAGACCCAGUCACGCUAUGCACAACUGGCACACCACUCCAACUCCACGACGGUUCAAUAUCAUGGCUAUGUCGACCCACAGCCCUCGACCUGCCCACAACUCAUCAACGCCCUCCACGACAAUUCCCGAAGAAAACAGGACAGAUUACACAAGGGUCAGACGGGAGAGCAGAAUACACACAGCUCGACCUCAUCUUCCCCGAUCUCCCGCACCGCACGCAACCAAACCCGCAUUUCCCUGCGCUUGUCCACCGCGCCCGCGAAUUCAUUGACAUUGGCAUCCAAUACCAAGUCCAAAGCCACACCAUGUGGAACAUGUGGCAGACGCCGAACCACCCACGGGGACCCGCUAUGCGUAAUACCUUCAUACAAACAUUAGCAUGCGUCUUUGAAUGCGGACCGCAGUGGCUGCUCGACAUCUCGACAAACCUCGCAGCUUCCACGUCGACGUCCCUCACGCUUCCACCACACGUCCUAGAGACGCUGUUUAACCCACAACUCCUGGUCCAGAACUACAUACACAUUCCCGACGCCCGUUCUGCGCUCUCCAUCCUCCUCUCCCUCCUCUCUAUUCUCAUAGCCCAGGCCAUACCCUGGGCCAGUCAUGCUACCGAACGCACACACGGACCUCUCAUAAUCAGCACCCCUCCACUCCCGCCUACGCCUGAUUUUCCUCACCACCGUCCGUCCGGCAAAGCCAUAGUGUUCGCGCCCUUCGAGCACUCGAAAGCACUGCUCGUGGCGGUCCCCGAUGCAGUGAAAGGACAGGAGUAUGAGGCACUAGCCAGAGGAUGGAUUCUCACGCCCAUGAACGUGUAUACUGGAAGUUCGAGUCCACACCAGAUUGUCAGCUGGACGCUACAGGGGAAGGGGGUUUUGUUUGGCGAUAGCGUUUUUAGCCAGGGGCUGAGCGCGGGUUUGGGACCGAAGUGUCAUAGGGUCUAUGGACCUGGAGCCAGUUGAUGGAGGUUGAGGGAGUUGUAGGAUAUUUUCACUGUUCUGUGCAUAUAGGGAAACGGAUAGAGGCAUAGAUGGCUGGGAUAGAGGACCAUUAGGAUAGAGCUCAGCAC